Molecule: messenger RNA, 1091 nt
Organism: Coregonus clupeaformis (lake whitefish)
Lineage: Eukaryota; Metazoa; Chordata; Actinopteri; Salmoniformes; Salmonidae
Gene: plcxd1.1
Product: phosphatidylinositol-specific phospholipase C, X domain containing 1
Exons: 6
Coding region: 1-819 (272 amino acids)
Biological process (GO): lipid metabolic process
Molecular function (GO): phosphoric diester hydrolase activity
Source: RefSeq, a predicted model, not a curated record
AUGUAUUUCUCUGUUUCUAUCUGUCUGUCUUCCUUGGUUCCCUGUUCAGGAAGCCAUAAUGCUAUAACCUACUGUCUGGAUAAGAGUGACCGCUCCCCUGUCGACCUGACCCAACCUGAUCUGCUGCAGAAGCUAGACAAAUACAUGAAGCCCCUGAUUCGACCAUUUGUUUAUAAAUGGGCAGUUACACAGGAGGCGACAGUGAAGGAGCAGCUAGACUGUGGGGUCAGAUAUCUGGACCUGAGGAUUGCACAUCGACCCAACGACACCUCUACUAACCUGUACUUCUACCACGGAGUGUACACUACACUCACUGUAGAGACCGUUCUUCAGGAGAUCAGAGCCUGGCUGGACGUCCAUCCCAGAGAGGAAGUGGUGACACUGAGGAACCUGUGGUCGCUGGGUUACCAGGUGAUUGUCUCCUAUGAGCACUGCGUGGUCCGCCUCUACAGCGACCUUUGGCCUCACAUCCCCUACUGGUGGGCCAACAAGUGUAAAGCUGAGGCUCUGAUCGAGGAGUUCGAACACAGGAAACAACAUGGCCGCCCAGGAGGGUUCUUUGUGACGGGCAUCAACCUGACAGAGGAUCUGAAGUACAUCUGUUCUCACCCCACUGAGUCUCUGAAGGACCUGGUGAUGUCUACCUACCCCGCCCUGCUCGCCUGGGUCAGGGGUCAGAGCCCCGGCUCCGAUACCCACUCCCUCAACAUAAUAGCUGGUGACUUUGUCUCAGAGAGCCACUUCGUACCCACCGUCAUCGCACUGAAUCAACAUUUAAUCCACUGCGCUGGUCCUCGGGAUGUUAGCAGAGAAAACUGACUCAUCUGCUGUGUCCCAAAGUAGUGUCCCAAAGUAGUGCACUGUGGAGGGAAUAGAGUGGGGAUGCAUUAUCUGACACAUCUUCUUGCACAGAAUAUCAUGUUUUAACUACGCUGAAGAAGAGGAUGGAACUGCAGCGUGAUGUAAUAGAACUUUGCUUGUAAAAAAAAAAACUAACUUGAACAAUAGAUUCUGAUAGGAUAUAUUUGCACAAUUGCCAACAGUGAAAUGUUUCUGUUGAGCUGCUCUCUUCUCUUCCUGUGUUGAGCUGC